AUAAAGUGUUUUACAUACAACAAAACCCAAAGCAGCAACAAGAAAACCAAAAUAUAAAAGGAAAUAUUUGAGGUAAUUCAAAUCAAACCAACCAACAGAGAUACAGUGAACCAAACUUUAUAUGUGCUGAAAAAUUGUGAGAAGAAAUACAAGAGAAAUGCUAAGAACACAACGACUAUAGCUGAGGUUAAUUAACACCCUCAUUAAUAAAAUGGUUCUUCCUCAUCACGUGACCAAACGCAUGUCAUCAAGGACUGAUAGUUUUGUAACAAAUCAUGUGGCAGAUUUUCAGUUCAUUCAUUCAGUCUUGCAGACGAGAGCCAAUCACAUCUCAUCAAAGGACAUUUUGAAAGUUAUAAAGUCAAACAUUAAAUCAACGUUUCCAUGGAAACGCUAGCUGCUAACAGGCAGCACCAAUCAAAGAGCGGAAACAUCGAGCUGCUCGGUGUGCAGGCAGCACCAAUCAAACAUCGAACGGCUGCUGCUACAAAUAAACCAGAGAAACGGUGAAGAACAGCCGGCUGGCGGAGGGGCUGAACUCAGUAGUUAACUGACGGGAUGGUCGGUUUGAAGUUAACAGAGUGACAUAACCAGCAGCUGUCCGUCAUGCCGCAGCUCCCCCUGGUGGUGACGGCUCGGGUGGACCUGGUCCUGCUGCUCGUGUGCCUGCUAGCCCUCUGGACCAGACUGAGCCACCUGAGCUACCCCAACGCUGUGGUGUUUGAUGAGGUGUAUUACGGUCAGUUUGUGUCCCUCUACAUGAAGAGAGUUUUCUUCAUCGAUGACAGCGGGCCGCCACUGGGUCACAUGAUCCUGGCCCUUGGAGCCUACAUGGGAGGAUUUGAUGGGAACUUUGUGUGGAACAGAAUCGGAGCCGAGUAUCCCAGCAGCGUGAGUGUGUGGAGUCUCCGGUUGCUGCCCGCUCUGUGUGGAGCUCUUUGUGUUCCUCUGGUUUACCUGCUGACUCUGGAGCUGAAGUUCUCUCACCUGUCGGCUCUGGGAGCCGCAGUGCUGCUGCUGCUAGAGAAUUCUCUGAUCGUCCAAGCCCGUUUCAUGUUGCUGGAGUCUGUUCUCAUUUUUUUCGUGUUGUUGGCCUUCUUCUCAUACCUGAGAUUCCACAACAGUCCCAGCAGCUGCUUCAGGUACUGUUGGCUGCUCCUCUCUGGAGCUUCCUGUGCUGCAGCUGUCGGGGUGAAGUACAUGGGUGUGUUCUCUUACCUCCUACUGCUGGGCGUGGCCUCUGUGCACACCUGGAGCCUGAUUGGAGAUCGAACUGUCAGUCAUCUGAGUGUGUGUGUGCAGUGUGUGUGUCGUGUUGUGUGUCUGUUGGUCCUUCCUGUUCUUCUGUAUGUACUCUGGUUCUACAUCCACCUGAGUCUCCUGCACCGCAGUGGACCACAUGACCAACUAAUGAGCUCCGCCUUCCAGGCCAGUCUGGAGGGUGGUCUCUCCAGGAUUACUCAAGGUCAGCCUCUGGAAGUUGCUUAUGGCAGUCAGGUGACCUUAAAAAGCUCCGCUUCCCAGCCAAUCCCCUGCUGGCUUCACUCGCACAAAGCCAACUACCCAAUCAGGUAUGAAAAUGGGCGAGGCAGCUCUCACCAGCAGCAGGUCACCUGUUAUCCUUUCAAAGAUGUCAACAACUGGUGGAUUAUCAAAGACCCCGGCAGACAGGAGCUGGUCGUCAGCAGUCCUCCUCGACCUGUCCGGCAUGGUGAUGUCAUCCAGCUGGUCCAUGGGAUGACCUCACGCUUCCUCAACAGUCACGACGUUGCGGCUCCGAUGAGUCCUCACGCUCAGGAAGUGUCGGGUUACAUCGACUUCAACGUUUCCAUGCCGGCACAGAACCUGUGGAGAGUGGACAUCUCUAACAGGGAGGCGGGGUCCGAGUCGUGGAAGACGAUCCUGUCUGAGGUUCGACUGGUCCAUGUUAACACCUCAGCUGUCCUCAGGUUGAGUGGUGUGUCUCUUCCAGACUGGGGUUUCCGUCAGUUGGAGGUUGUUGCAGAUAAACUUUUCAAAGCUCAAAGCAGCAGUUUGGACUGGACGGUGGAGGAGCACCGAUAUGGAACCAGUCAGGAGCAGAAGGAGAGGGAGGCGGAGCUUCAUUCUCCAACUCACAUCGACGUGUACAGAAAAAUUUCUUUCUGGGCGAAAUUUUUAGAACUUCAGUGGAAAAUGCUGACAGUGAAACAGGAAGACUCUGAGCACAAAUACAGCUCCUCCCCCUUGGAGUGGAUCACCAUGGAAACCAACAUCGCAUACUGGCUGCACUCAUCUACCAAUGCUCAGAUCCAUCUGAUUGGUAACCCUGUGUCGUGGGGCGUGGCCAACCUCAGUCUGCUGACCUAUCAGCUGCUAGCAGCUUUCUACCUGCUGAGGAGGAGGCGGGGCUUCAAAGACCUCCCUGAUGAUGUGUGGUCUCAGUUUGUGUGUCUGGGAUGUGUGUGUGUUGGUGGUUGGUUGGUGAACUUUGUGCCCUUCUUGCUGAUGGAGAAAACUCUCUUCCUGUAUCACUACCUGCCUGCACUCUGCUACCUGUACCUGCUGAGCCCUGCCCUGCUGGAGCACACGCACACUCACCUGCUCAGCAGUGCCACACACCAACGUGCGCUGCGUGUGUGCGUGUUGGCGGUGUUGUCGUCGGUUUUCCUGUCAUAUCGAACCUUCUGCCCUUUGACCUACGGUAACCCCGAGCUGUCCGCCAAUCAACUGCAAGGACUGAAGUGGAGAGACUCCUGGGACAUCCUGUACCGCCGCCGGUAGACAGACAGACGAGUACUCUGUCCGUGGUCCUGAUCACAUGCUGACGCCAGGUCCUGUGAUCUGACAGAUCUUGAGAGGAGGGACCUGAACGCACCAUCAGGUGUGUGUCUACUGGACGAGGAGCUUCAGACCUCAGAGUGUGUUGACACAGUGACUCAACAUAUGUAAAAGCCUUUUAAUGUUAGCAGUUUGAUUGAUAUGUGACAUCACACGUGUCACUUGAUGUUGGCAUGAGACGGGACUAACGUCUCAAACGAGAUGCAGUGGAGUCUUGUACGAAGACCAGGACUAACAGUCUGAAGUCGGAGUCGCUUCAGGCUGAAAAUAAAAUCCAAACAGAACAAACUGUAAAA
Molecule: messenger RNA, 3116 nt
Organism: Scatophagus argus
Lineage: Eukaryota; Metazoa; Chordata; Actinopteri; Scatophagidae
Gene: pomt1
Product: protein-O-mannosyltransferase 1
Exons: 20
Coding region: 607-2763 (718 amino acids)
Biological process (GO): protein O-linked glycosylation via mannose
Cellular component (GO): membrane; endoplasmic reticulum
Molecular function (GO): dolichyl-phosphate-mannose-protein mannosyltransferase activity
Source: RefSeq, a predicted model, not a curated record